Molecule: messenger RNA, 1515 nt
Organism: Penicillium griseofulvum
Lineage: Eukaryota; Fungi; Ascomycota; Eurotiomycetes; Eurotiales; Aspergillaceae
Exons: 2
Coding region: 1-1515 (504 amino acids)
Biological process (GO): positive regulation of transcription by RNA polymerase II
Cellular component (GO): RNA polymerase II transcription regulator complex
Molecular function (GO): protein dimerization activity; DNA-binding transcription factor activity
Source: RefSeq, a predicted model, not a curated record
AUGGACCCUUCUGUCGCACAUCGACCAUGGGAGGCCGUUUCAGGGCCUCAGAGCUCUGCAGGCUCAACGCAAACCCUCCCCUCUAUCUCGACCCUCACCGCGAAUAUGCCUACAGCAACCCCCUCGGAGAAAUCCCCCGGAAAUGGCUCACUAAACACGAUUGAGCGUGAUUCGGGAACUUGGUCAAUGCCGCAAAGCACAAGUAGGAAACCCUCACCUGGUAUGGAUUGGGAGCGGCGCGGUGCUGACCAUGUAGGAUCGUCCACCUACUCCACGACGACCAAUGGCACCGGCAACAAUUAUCCCUCUCUCAGCUUCAUAUCCGCGUCGCAACCUUCACCGAGCCGUGGACACCCGGCUGUCGACCGCUCCCCUUUCCCCCACGACCAAUCGACGACCCCUUCGUCCGCGGGCACUCAACAGCCCUCUCCAAACUUCAACCAGCCAACUUCCACUCUACCCUCCAUCAACCAGAACUACGAAGCCCCGUCUCAACGAGCGAGUGUGGCAGAGACCACUGAAUCCCGUCGCAGCAGUGUCGACAGUCGCAUGAACCAAGGAAUCAGUUCUCUAGCCAUAAACCCAGCCUCGCCCUACCACAGCACGAAUGCCUCUCAAUCCUCGAUCGUCUCAUCCCUACAGAGAGAGCGCGGGAUUCCGACCGACAUGAAUUCAUACCGAGGACCCCGCUACUCAGGAGGCAGUCAGCCCCUCUCUCCACUGGGUCCUCGCGCAACCGACCAACAGCGCAGUUUCGCAGCCGGUCGCACAGCUCCGGCCAUUUCUUCAAAUCCUCGGUCGGAAAUUUACAAUGCCGAAGCACCCACGGCGGGUAUGGCAUACGCCUUCCCAGAUCCGGACAUGGCGCGUUCAAGCUCCGUCUCCUCGAAGGGAGAGUCGAACCCCCCAUUCUCCCGAAAGGGUAGUAUGGCGGAGUCGAUGAAUAGCAUGUAUUCGGAACGUAUGCCACGAGGACAACACGACCUACCCCAAAAUGUACACCACCACCACUCUCUUCAACACAAGGCAGUGCGAGAGUUGAUCGGCGAAGAAGACGGACCGCCGGGUAGCACACCGUACAGCCGCACGCCCGAACUGCGCGUAACGCACAAACUAGCCGAGCGCAAACGGCGUAGCGAAAUGAAAGACUGCUUCGAAGCGCUCCGGCUGCGUCUACCACCCGGUCAAACCAACAAGUCCAGCAAAUGGGAAACCCUCACCCGCGCAAUUGAUUAUAUCGCAAUGCUGGAGAAAACGGUCGCGCAAUCCCAACGCGACCGGGCCGUCAUGCAGUCCGAGAUGGAUGAGAUGCGCGCCCAGCUCAACCAGCAAGCCAAUGGCGCCUCCCGCCCACCAUCGAUGUUCGAACAUCACAUGAACUCCAACCAGGUCAAUGGCCAAGGCCCUGUUUUCAGCGGAUUUGGCAAUGGCGCUCAGGAGCAGCCACGGACGUUACCGCCUCUUAUGAAUGGUUCUAGUGCACCUAUGCAGGGCAUUGAAUAUGAGCGGCGGUAG